Molecule: messenger RNA, 1134 nt
Organism: Effrenium voratum
Lineage: Eukaryota; Dinophyceae; Suessiales; Symbiodiniaceae
Source: the annotation of a GenBank genome assembly
AUGUGGGCUGAGUCCACUGACCUCUCCAUAUGUCAGGCGUCGCCCUGGUAUCAGCGCCUGCGGAUUGACUGGAGCCUGCUGACGCAGUCGCUGCCCAUUUGGCUGCGCUCCAAUUCCCCCGAGCCUCUGGAGGUGUUGAUUUGCGUCACCGGCGAGGACGACCAGGCCCUGUUGGGCACCGAGCCCUGCUUGGACCUCUGGCCGGAACUUCCCCACCGCCGGGUGCGCAACGAACGCACAGGCGCCUUGCGGGUGCACGUGGCCAAAUUAGCAGCUAUGUCCAGCUUGCGGGUGAGCUGCGUGUGGCAGGAGCCAAUCGACCCAUCUCGCAGUCGCCGACCACGGCCGCAGCUUUUGGUGUAUUCCUCCGGCCCGCUGGCAGCGUUCUGCGAGCCGGGCAUUCCUCCUCAGCUUGGCUUUUGCGAGCCUCCAAGAGAGGUCCAGAAGUACUGGCAAGCUUCUGUAUUGUGCUCCGGCUGCUGGACGUCAGGCUUCUCCAGCGGCUUUGGCAGCCUCCGGAACCCCCAGGUGGUUCUGGAAGUGCUGCGCGGGCCAAGCAAAGGCGAAGAGUUGCAGCUGGAGCUUUACUUGUGCGUGCCUGGCAAGGGCAAGGCGCGCCCCAAGACAGCUCUUACCGUCUUCGUGCGCCAGGAGGAGCAUAGAGCUUCCCCCGGCGCCCCAGAGCGGCUGGCCGAGGGUGUGCUGCGGCGAGAGAUCGGCUCCGGAAAGGCCUUGGGGUCAUAUGUGGUGUCGUCCUUAAGGCUCACCGGGGCUGAGAGUCGGCAGCAGCUGUACUGCGUGCUUCAGAACGAUGACCCCCAGGAGAGACGUGGCCGUGGCAGCUGCGGGCCUUGGCAAGGAUCCGUGCCAAAGACGAUUCUGCCGGUGAGGCAUUGGGUGCGCCGAUUGGCACGCCGGAUGAGCCGCCCUUGCGCUGCGCUGUGCUGGGAGGCGUGGCGGAGCCAGGCCGCAUCUACACAUGCUGGCCGGAGGCCUUGGCGCUCUACACGCCUAAGUGUGGAAAGUCACUUGGGGAGUGCGAGGAGUUGCCACCAGGAUGGCAGCAAGACCACAUCUCGCACGCCUGGCACAUCUCACACGACUGGGAUGCAGAGACGGUUAAGGUGGAGGUGA